CUUUAUUUAACGCUCUUUGCAUCGCGCAGCCGGCGCUGGCUCACUCAGUCGGGCUUUGUCUGCUAUCUCGCCACCAUCUGCACCAGCAGCGCAGAGAUAUGCCGCGGGCCUUUCUCAUCACGCACCGCAGGUACAACAACCACCCUGUCGAACAGAAAGAGUGCAGCCCCGAACGAACUGUCAGUCUUCCUGAGCAGGCCGCCCCUCAUCUGCAACAACUGCCCCAACCUCUGUACCCUGAGCAGCCAGCCACCAUGCCAGUGCUCCUCACCCCCCACCAGUCCGACUCAUACCCCGACCUUCCCGAAGACCUUUCCAAGAGCUCGACGACGUCGACCCCAGCACCACCCCCUUCACCACCGUGCGUCGAGAUUCCAAGGGUGCCGCUGAGAGACGACCCUGACAGUCUGUACAACUUGACGCAAUUAGCCGAGGUCAGCCUUCUCCACCCCGACCUCCACGGAUGCCCUGAUUGUGGAAAAAGAUACAGCACUUCAAGCAACCUUGCCAGGCACCGUCAGACACACCGUUCUCUCGAGGACAAGAAAGCGAGGCGCUGUCCCCACUGCGACAAGGUUUACGUCUCCAUGCCAGCUUAUUCAAUGCACGUGCGAACCCACAACCAGGGCUGCAAGUGUCCCUACUGCGGAAAGUGCUUUUCGAGGCCCUGGCUGCUUCAGGGCCACAUCAGAACUCACACAGGUGAGAAACCUUUCCGGUGCAACGUGUGCAGCAAGGCCUUUGCAGACAAGUCAAAUCUCCGGGCGCACGUCCAGACCCACUCGAACACCAAACCCUUCAUCUGCGGCCGGUGCGGAAAGGCCUUCGCCCUCAAGUCUUAUCUCUACAAACACGAGGAGUCGUCUUGCAUGAAGCUGAACAGGACCCACGAAGCGUCGAGCAGCAGCAGCGGAUCGUCGCCGUCGUCGCCGCGCUCCGUAGAUGCGUCCGAAAUCUGCAGGGGUGGCGACACCCCCAGACCACCCUUCAAUCAUCACAUUGGUCUUCACAUGGUCGGCCAGGCCAGAAAUGUUGGAAUCAUGGCUUAACCAUGGAAAAGUCAAUGAAUAGAAUAAUGGCAAAAAUUAUAGUAAAAUUUUUGAUAAAUCAAAAUUUUUAGUUUUUCUAUUUAUUUAGUCAGAAAAAAAUUAAAUUGUGUCAUGCAAUUAUAUGUGACCAUUGAUUUUUGAAUAACUCAAGUCUAAAUGAAGCUGACUCUUCCUAAAUAUAUAAAUAUUUUGUGUGUGACUAACUGCGUAAUUUUAAGGAAAGAAAAUUGGAAUCAGAUCCAUGUGAUGCUGGAAGCACAAUAAUUAUUUUAAUUAGUCUUGUAUUGGAGGCAAUGCGCCAAGAAUUAUACAUUUUAGUAUGAAAAACUUGAAGCAGAGGUGCUCGGGGACCACGACGGGUUUAUAUUUUUAUAUAAAUACGAAAAUAACACUUCUUCUGAUACACCUGAUAGAUAGUGCGAGUUCUAUUUUUUGCUUUUAUUUAGAGCAUAGUUUUUUGAGGAAGGAUGGCUAAUGACCAAAAAGUGCCUUAAACAUGUGCCACAGAGAGCAAUUAAAUUGCUUUGUGUUAGUCAUGAUAAUUUUAGAGUGUCGAAACGUGUAGAUAAUUAACCGUUUUCAUUUUAUUUUUGUGUGUUGAUUGUUUUUAUUUCGAAAUUUGAAAUUCUCAAACCACUCGUAUGAGAAUAUCGCGGUAAACAGGUACUUAAAUACUGUAGAUAGGCAAUUUGGAUUACGUUUAAGUCGGGAAACAAAGGAAGCUUUUGCCCCACCCUUAUUUAAACCCUCCGCUGUAAAUGCUUUCAAAAUACUUUACGAUUAAAUAUUCUAUUGGAGAGUGUACAGCUCUAGUCUCAUUAGUUAUUUUGUGUGCAUCACUUUUGUAGAAAAUUUAAUGCAUGUUUUAGUUAGUUUUCGAUAGUCGAGUUUUUUUUUAAUGGUUUUGUUUAUAUUUUAGAUUUGGCCUAAAAAAAGGAUGAUUAGUGUAGUAGCUAGUCAAUUGUAUCAUAAAAAUAUUGUAGAGGUUUGUUUUGCUCAAGCAGAACAAAUCCGUAAUGUUUUCGUUUUAUUUUUCAUCCUCUUCUCCAGACUGAAUUGUAUUAAAAUCUAUAAAUGCGUUUCUUUAAUUUUGUAAUCUUGUCAAAGUGUAUAUUAAAUGAUAUUAGAAUUGUCCUCGAAUAAAAAUUUUGGUACCUCUUGA
This is a messenger RNA of Neocloeon triangulifer, 2211 nucleotides long. RefSeq names its product zinc finger protein SNAI2-like. The transcript is spliced from 4 exons. Bases 99 to 1049 code for a protein of 316 amino acids. Gene Ontology annotation, molecular function: RNA polymerase II cis-regulatory region sequence-specific DNA binding; DNA-binding transcription factor activity, RNA polymerase II-specific. The record is from RefSeq and is a predicted model, not a curated record. Gene Ontology annotation, biological process: regulation of DNA-templated transcription. NCBI's taxonomy places the organism in Eukaryota, Metazoa, Arthropoda, Insecta, Ephemeroptera, Baetidae.